AAGGUUUAGUGGAUUUCAUGACACGGAGGUUGUCUCACGCGCGCACACCCGCUUCCCUCCUCCGUGUCGUGACGUCACGAGCGACUCAGCCGCGGCGGCAGUCCGGUGAGUGAACCCGCUCGGCGCGUCUCCGCUCUGCCGCACUUCACCGCCGAACACCGCACCGACUGCGGGCUGCAUGUGCGCUUAAAGGACACAUCUUCCACUCCAUCUCUUUUCCCCUUCUCCUCUCUUUUGGAUGUCAUUACGAUGGGACUACUUGAUGCUCUUAGAGAUUUCAGUUUGCUGACAUGGCUGAGGGAAGAGAGGCAGUCCAGGAGGUUGAUUCUGUUCAUCGUUUUUAUUGCUUUGCUACUGGAUAACAUGCUGUUGACGGUGGUGGUACCCAUCAUCCCCAGCUACCUGUACACUGUGGAUGAUGAAGCUUCCACUGCAGUCAGGAACCACUCAGCAUCUUCUCAAUCUCCAUCCGGAACCUUCCAGACCAUCGUCUCGCUUUAUGAUAACUCUACUCGCCUGACCAAUCUCAUCCCACAGGUCAGCACCCCAGGCGUGACCUUGCCCCCGACCCCGACCCCCUUGACCAAUGUUUCGGACUGCCCCAAAGCAGACAAUCAGCUCCUGAACGAGAACGUAAAAGUGGGGCUCCUGUUUGCCUCAAAGGCCACCGUGCAGCUCAUCACCAACCCGAUUAUAGGACCUCUCACCAACAAAAUUGGCUACCAGAUCCCCAUGUUCGCCGGGUUCUGCAUCAUGUUCCUCUCAACAAUCAUGUUUGCCUUCUCGUCGAGCUACCUGCUGUUGUUCCUGGCCAGGUCCAUGCAGGGAGUUGGCUCUUCUUGUUCCUCUGUGGCAGGUAUGGGAAUGCUGGCAAGUGUGUAUACAAAUGAUGAGGAGAGAGGAAAUGCAAUCGGCAUAGCACUGGGAGGACUUGCUAUGGGAGUACUUGUUGGCCCACCAUUUGGCAGUGUAAUGUAUGAGUUUGUGGGAAAGACAGCUCCUUUCCUGGUCCUGGCGGUUCUCGCCGUCUUGGAUGGAGCUCUGCAGCUGUUUGUGCUUCAGCCUUCUAAAGUUGAACCAGAGAGUCAGAAGGGUACGUCGCUCAUGACCCUCAUGAGAGAUCCUUAUAUCCUGAUUGCAGCAGGGUCUAUUUGUUUCGCUAACAUGGCCAUUGCAAUGCUGGAGCCUGCCCUGCCAAUCUGGAUGAUGGAAACUAUGUGUGCCAGAAAAUGGCAGCUAGGUGUCGCCUUUUUGCCAGCCAGCAUCUCUUACCUGAUCGGGACGAAUAUCUUCGCUGUUCUGGCUAACAAAAUGGGGAGAUGGCUGUGCUCUUUGAUAGGAAUGCUGCUGGUUGGGGUCAGCAUUAUCUGUGUGCCUUUUGCGAAAGACAUCUACGGACUCAUCCUGCCGAACUUCGGCGUCGGUUUUGCGAUUGGCAUGGUGGACUCCUCUAUGAUGCCAAUCAUGGGCUACUUGGUGGAUCUGAGACACGUCUCUGUAUACGGGAGCGUGUACGCCAUCGCUGAUGUGGCCUUUUGCAUGGGCUUUGCAUUCGGCCCAUCCGCUGGUGGCGCUAUCGCACGCAGUAUCGGCUUCCCAUGGCUCAUGACCAUCAUCGGCGUGGUGGACAUCCUGUUCGCUCCACUUUGCUUCUUCCUCCGAAACCCUCCAGCAAACGAGGAGAAAAUGGCCAUCCUGAUGGAUGUCAGUUGUUCAAUGAGGACGCGUUCGUACUCCACCCACGGCUCCAGCUAUCAGAUGGGAGACGACAUGGACUUGGACAGUCCAGAGUAGACGCCUUUACUCUCUCUCAGACCUAAACCUUUGACCCCAUGACCCUUAGCCGUGUAUGUGCCCUUCUAGAGUUUAUUUUGCUGUAUUUAAAAAAUAAGAAUAGGGACUGUAACAAAUCCCACUGGUUCCACGCUGGAAGUGAGAGAGACAGGCAAAAGUUCACCAAGCAGAGCUUUAUUUAUUUACUUCCCUCACCCACAGUCUCGCAGUUCGGAACGCCUUUGCAGCUUGACGUCUGCCGGCGCCCACUCCGCCCGCCGUCUUCUUCCGCCACUCACCCGUCUCACUCGCGGAUUGGCACGCUUUCACUUUCUAGCGCCCGCCCGAGUUUUCCUCGCGAACUGGCAAGCCUUUCCCUGGCGUCCGCCCAAGUGCACUCGCUGGCUUCCACGUCUUUCACCUGCGCCCGCCUGCGCUCAGUCACUGUCCAGCGAACCUUCUGCUCUUCUCUGCUUGGUGGCUCUUACUCAAAGGCUGGUGCCUCGCUCCUCUUUUCUGCCGUCGCUGGACUGAAAUGGGGCGCACUGGUUAGUCUCUUCAGCUGCAGCACUGGUUAGUCUCAUCAGCUGCAUGUCAGUAAAGCAAGAGAGGGGAAAUAAAAGAGGGAGAGAAGCUGCCUGUCCCUGCGUACACCACCACCUGGACUUCCCUGGAGAGGCGUGGCAGAUGGUGGAGUGCCCGUUUUCGCCUGUCCCAUCUCGCCGAACAGGUCGCAGGUGGCGGCCGCAGUGUCUGUCUCCCUGGCCUUAUACCCCUCUUCCAGCACGGGUUUCUGCACCACUGUAACAUAUUACACUGGUUCCGCACUGAAGUUAGAGAGACAGGCAAAAGUUCACCAAGCAGAGCUUUUUAUUUACUUUUGUUUUCACUCCGGCUCUUUCCUAUUAGUACUCACGCCGGGAGUCACCCACAGUCUCACGUUUCGGGACGCCGGCACCCACUCGCGAAUCGGCAUGUUUUCACUUUCUAUCGAGUUUUUCUUGUUAUCAACCUCCGGCGUCAGUCUCACUCCCAAAUUGGCAAGCUUUUAUUUUCUAGUUUUUCUCGUGGGCCUUUCCCUGCCUUCCACCCGAGUGCUUAGUCUCCAUUCGGCGACCCUUCCACUUUUCUCUGCUUGGUGGCUCUCUCCCUAAGUCUGGUGUCUUGCUUUAUUGGGGUCACCGGACUGAAACAGAGCGCACUUAUUAGUCUCAUCAGUUGCAGGUGUUUCUUACCGCUUGUUCCGCCCGGCUCCUCCCACCACUCACUCACUGCUGGCACAGGGACUUUUACCAGAACCAUGUGGCUGAGUUUUGGAGGAUAACCUCCCUAAACACUUAACAUUGUUCGUUCUGCUGAAACCAAAGCCAUUUGUUGUCAUUGUCCUUUAAAAUUCGGGUGAAAGUGGCACGUCGAUGCACCCAAAAGCCUUAGCUACAAGCUCAGUGGGGCCAUUCAUUUGGAAACAGGGUCUUUAAAGCCACCAGCACGGAUGAAAGAAAUGGAAUAAAAAGAUGCUUAAAGAAUGUUUUUAAAGAACAACAUAAAUCAAAGAUUUCCAUAUUGUCGUGAAGAAAGUUUACUUAAAUUAUUAAAAAUCAUCGUACUGCUGCUGCAGUGUGUAGUUGUUGGUAGACCAAAAACUUUCUAUAUAUUAUGUUAUGGUAUAUUAUUAUACAACAUGUUAUAAGGUUAUUAUUUUAGGAUUUUUAUUCUCCCACCCGCAAUUCAUUAAAUUCUCAUAUAACCACUAAACGUCACUAAAUCUUCUUUAGCCAUUAGAGUUUUGUGAUCUUGUACAAUUAUAUUGUAUUAUAUCGGAUUAGAAUGAUAUUUAUUUAACAGUUUAAUUAUAUUUUUCGGGUUUACAAAGAUGACUCAUUGAAAACAGGCCACACUGUACGUAGACAUUUUGCCUUUUCUUAUAAUUUUACAAUUUUAUCCAUCAUUCGAGGUUAUUUGGUUGUAAAAUCCCUGAUUGUGGCUUUAAAACAUGAAACUGAGGGUCACCUGUGCUCCGUCAGCAGCAUACAAUAUAACCGCUUUAACAAUCAUUCGAAAUUCUACACUAGGAUAGACGUUAAACUAUGUGUUCAUGCUAUGUUGCUGUUGAGGUUUUCUUGUUUUGUUUUUGCAGGAGAGGAUGUUUGAUAAGAAAAUUUUCGGGUGCGGAUAAAAACUAUUCAUAUUUUCACCUUGAAAUGGCCUUACAAAGUUUCCUUUAUAUAACUGGAGGUGACUGUUCUACAAAGACCCCAUGCCAGAUUCAUUACUUUUUUUUAAUACAACAUGCUGAACGUUGAGCAUAAACAUGAGUAAAUUGUGUGAUGAUGUCUGUAGUCAGUCUGAAGUUCAUGUGAAGUUUACAUUCAGUGUUGCCUCCAAGCCGAACUUGCUUGCGCACUGUUCCUGUCAUGUUCCUGUUUAGUUCUGAAGGAACUAUGAUUGAAGACGUCGAUGUUGUAUUAUUUAUUAAUUAUGAUGGCAGAUACAGGGUGGUGCAAGGACAUUUUAGAACUAGGAGUUGGUGGCCCUGGGGCGUCAUUGAUUGUUUGGAACCAGUGAGAUUUUGCUUGGAAGUUCUUGCUAUUAAUUAUAAUGGAGCAGAUGAGCGGUGCAGAAUGAGCGUUCGUUGUAAAGCCUUUCAUAAGAUUGGUGACAGUGCGAGUCCUGCGUAAAGGGAAUUUCGGCGCCAUUACUAGUAAGGACGUCACGAUCGCGUUCCGUUUGCUCAUUUUGAAGAAACAGGUUCGUCCUUAAAAAUGAGGUUCCCAAAUGCUGUUAAACGACCCGCACACCAGAGAAUAUCGAGGCUGUUUGAACUGCCGUCAUAAGGAGUCCUCGCCGCUCCGUUCCACAGCCGCCAUGUUGUAAUCGCAUGAGCAGACGGGACACGAUCAUGACGUCCUAACUGGUAAUGAAGAUUUUAUAGCGAUCGCUCCUUGUGCACCUUUUUAAUGCUUCAAUAUAUCUAAGGUCAAGGGGUUUGAAACGAGCACACACUGGUUUCAAACGAGCCCCUGGAUCGAAAAUCCUAGUUCCAAAAUUUCCCGUUUCUCUGCGCCACACUUCAGAAUCAUUAAAACAAUCAAUUAAUCAAUCGAUUAGUCUGGAAAAUGUCCCAGAAAGAGCACAAUAUAGCUCCUCGUUAGGAAUGAGUUGUAUUUGUACUAUUAUUGUAUCUAAGCGUUUAUUUUUUUGCAAAUUCCGUCAUAAAAAAUACUAAAAAUCUAAACGAAAAACUAAAGUCUAGUGCGCAGGAGAACGUUUCCAUCAUUUUUAGUCCGGUCCAACAAUAAACACACUGCUGUAGAGGAUAUUGUUAUAGUGCCUCAGUUGAAUUAGAUAAUAAUCUGAUUUCUAAAAUGUAUAUAGUAUAUAUCUAUAUUUUAGUAAACACGUAGAAGAAAUAGUAAUGAAAGAUGUCUAUUGUAAGUCCUGCAAUCUUUUUCUUUCUUUUUCUUUAAUAGGCACCUUAUGUUGAGGUUUGUACUCCUAAAAGCCAUAUCACAUAGUUGUUUUAGAUUCUGUUGCUGCUUUAUUACUUCAUGAGUUUCUGAUGGAAGGAUCUGGAUAGCAGGUGGUCUGAAAAGCAGACUCUGUGAUGCGGUUAUACCUUCAAGAGUACGUCUAACAUCUUGUAAUCGGAUCUGUAGUGUUAUGAAGCGUGCAGCGUUAAAGCGGCGUGCGUGCAUGACUGCCAUACACACGGGGCAGUUCGAGCGAAUGGGUAACGCAGUUAAAUUAUACGUUAGAACAACUGGAUUGAUUUCUACAACUCUGAGAUCGUUGUGAAAUGAGGUCGUUGUUUCUACCGCCAGCCUUGUAGUGAAUAUGUAAUCAGUUUUUGCCUAUAAAUGCAAUCUUACUGGCAUAUUGUACAUUGAGCCACACAAAAAAACAAAAAUUCCUUUCAACACAAAUUUAAGAACAAAUGUACGUUUCUGUUUAGAUUCGUCUUCAUUUUUUUGCUCUCGUUCAACAAUAUUAGCAUCUCGAAAUGAACUAAACAGAAUCUGCUACAGGCCACACAGAACCGUCUAAUUAUAAGACGUAUCGGUACAGUGAUCCGAUCCUCUCAGAAGCCUAAAUAUCAAUUAGAGUCUAACUGCUAAAAAGCCAUUAUGACAAUUUCCAAACAGCAUUCUUUAAGACUCCAAGGUAGACUAGGCCAUGUCUCAACUUACCAUAUUUUUAAGUUACGAUGGGGUCACUGUAGCACAUCUCUAUCGUAAGGCAGGGACUACCUGUACUCCAAACACGGGGAAUAUAAAUUAUUUCCUAGGGACAGUAUCGACCAUUUGAUUAAAUCAACAUCGUUAGCUUUUUGGGUGGUUUCAAUUCAAUAAUAAUGCUAUAUUACCAUAUUUGCUCAGUAAUACAUUUGUUGUCACAAUUCCCAAUGCAGUAAGCUACAUAGUGACUUUCAACCCUCGAUCUGUUCCCUCUCUCCUGCGUGACGUUUUAUAGAUUGCAGGUCACACACUGUAUGAAAAAUAGGACGCCUUGUUGAAGCGGUUGCCAGAUUCUCGUGAUUAUAGUAUGCAUAGAAGUUUGUUCUGCUCGCAUACAUGCUACGUUCCUGCAGAACAUCCCUGUCCAACAGACAUUUCAAACUCUGUCAUUUUUUUUCUUGUUCCGAGAUGUGUUGCGUGGUCGAGAUCACGUGCGUACGUGCCAAUGUCAAGUGUGUGCCUUUAUUCAUGUGUUUACUGUACGUAUGUCCGUGUGUGUGUGUGUGUGCAAGUAAAAGUAUCUCCUCAAGGCCAUGAGAGGACAGUUUUGUAUCCUGUAGAAAGGUCCUGUAGUCAGGAUUCGAAAUCAUAAGACUGUAACACUAUCGGUGUGUGUGUGUGUGUGUGUGUAUGUAGUUGUUGGGACUACAGACAAAAAGAAAUAAAAAAAAAAUCACUGUUGAAUAUUGAGUACGCUUUGUGUGAGUGUGUUUGAGUGGACUAUUCUUCUUAGGUGUGAAAAACAUCUUUAUGGGUUCUUGUGCAGCACAUGAGCUAGUGCAUUGUGUGUGUUAGGUUGAACGGAUUUAUCCGUCGCUCUUACUGUUUUUGCUUUGGAGCGUUUCUUAGUUCAGAACUGAAAUUCUCAAAACUUCUUGUUCAACCUCCACACGAUGUGGUCACUUGCUUUAAAUACAAAUUGCGAACGCUUUUCAUUCAUUUAAUUGAUUGGAAACAACUGUCUGCUGUUUCCUACUUUAGCAAGUGUUUGUCAAUUUGAUUAAAAUGUAUUAUACUGGUUAUGGUGUCGAAUCUAAUAUGAACUCGGAUGUUAAGCUAAUUUAUUGCUCAG
Silurus meridionalis is the source of this 7080-nucleotide messenger RNA. It is a transcript of the gene slc18a2, whose product is annotated as solute carrier family 18 member 2. Gene Ontology annotation, cellular component: synaptic vesicle membrane; terminal bouton. The record is from RefSeq and is a predicted model, not a curated record. Bases 250 to 1794 code for a protein of 514 amino acids. Gene Ontology annotation, molecular function: serotonin:sodium:chloride symporter activity. Lineage: Eukaryota; Metazoa; Chordata; Actinopteri; Siluriformes; Siluridae. Gene Ontology annotation, biological process: aminergic neurotransmitter loading into synaptic vesicle; transmembrane transport. The transcript is spliced from 16 exons.